Molecule: messenger RNA, 1975 nt
Organism: Biomphalaria glabrata
Lineage: Eukaryota; Metazoa; Mollusca; Gastropoda; Planorbidae
Product: collagen alpha-1(XIV) chain-like
Exons: 3
Coding region: 105-1370 (421 amino acids)
Source: RefSeq, a predicted model, not a curated record
GCGCGGAACAGUCUAAUACAGAUUCUGUCUACCCUGGAAAAUAGGAUCGGCUUCUGUGUCUAGAUAAAUAUUACCUCUAGUCAUUGCUCGUUACAGUUGAAAUCAUGAACACUGUAACAUUGUUACUGCUGUUAUUUACGGUAUUAGAUAAGACUACAGCGCAGCCUUGCAUCAAGUCGGUCGAUAUUGUUUUCGCUAUAGAUGUGUCGUACUCCAUCCAGUAUUCCAAUUUUCAGGGCUAUCUCCUGCCUUUCAUACAAAACUUUGUUUCCGGAUAUGACGUAGGUCCAAAUUUUCUUCAAGCCCGCGUCGGCGCCUUGACAUUCAGCGACGAACCGCAUCUGGCGUUUCUCCUUGACGCUCAUUUGGGGAAACCCGAAGUCCUCCGCGCCAUUGCGGACAUCCCCUACCAAGGCGGGGAGACGUAUACGUCUAAGGCCUUGAAGUUCGCCAGAGAGAACAUGUUUGGGCCGCAGCAUGGCGGGAGAGCUGACGCCGAACGGGUACUGAUUGUUCUGACGGACGGCAGGUCCUACAACACUACAAGCACCGUCCAAGAGGCCAGUCUUUGUAAGCAGCAAGGGAUCGCGGUGUUCGCUAUAGGAGUUGGCAACGCGGACGAAGGAGAGCUAAAAGCUAUGGCGAACUUUCCUGCUGAGAAGUACAUGUACUACGUUAAUGGCUUCCAGGCUCUAGCAAGCCUUCAAAGUACGCUUCUUGAUUCUACUUGUGGAACCUCUAAACAGAUUUACAAUGAUGAAAACAAGGACAGCCUCCAAUGUGACCUUCCUUGCAGUGGGCGUGCCGCCGACAUUGUUUUCGUCAUUGACGAAUCGUACUCCAUAGGCGGCGACACGUUUAACAGCGUCAUGCUACCCUUCUUACAGCAGGUCGUGCACCACUUAGAUGUUGGGCCAUACCAGCAGCAAAUCCGCGUCGGCGCCCUUGCUUUCGGCACCUUUCCUAGGAUGCUUUUUCGGCUGAAUGCUUUCACGGAUAAAAGCAGACUCGUUUCAGCCAUUUCCAAGAUUCGAUACGUCGGCGGAGACAGCAACAUCAAUACCGCCUUGGCGUUUGCCAAAGAUCAGAUGCUCGGGAGACUCGUCAAGGGCGUUCGUGGAGGAGCAACACCUGUAAUUGUUCUAUUGACGGACGGAAAGUCUGAAAACAGGCAGGCCACAGUGAGUCAGGCAGAGGCGGCUCGACAGUGUGGGAUAGAAAUCUUUGCUGUUGGUGUGGGAGAGGCAGAUCAAGACGAACUGAGUUGUCUAGUGAGUCAGCCAAUAGAGGAUCACUUGUUCUAUGCGAAUGACUUCCGAGACUUAAACUCUAUUUCGACCACAUUAUCAUCCAAAUUAUCGAACUGUUAGUACACGAUUUUCAUCUAAGUUGAAGGGUAGACUUAUUAAAAUAAGACAAAAAAGUAACAUAAAAAAAAAGUUAUUUUUAAAAGACAAUUCCUCCUUUACGAACCUGAUGACUUUUUGUAAGAGCGAUUACUCUGCUCCUAAUAUUGGGAAGACACAGCCCUAGACCGCACUACGCGGAGAGAGAUGGCGACCAAGAAAGCUAUUGUUAUCGAAAAAACAUGGGGCUCAACUCUGGAAGAAAAAAAGGCUGUCUCCUCUACCACCAAAGCGAAAACUAGCCUGCUAUAUAUGUGGAAGGGAAUGUCUCUCCAAAAGAGGACUGGAAGGGAGACCAAUCGUCUUAGAAAGCCUGAACACUGACCUGCCACGUCGCAACCUGUGGUCAGUUUAGACCAAUAGCUCGUUGCCACGUUACAGGUCUGUUCGACUUGGCAACAAGCUAUUGGUCUCUAUACACACAAGUUAUGACGUUUCAGGUCAGUAUUCAUGCCUUCUAUAACUAAUGAUCUUGUCCACAGUCACAUGAAAAAGUGUUUUACCAGAUGAGCCAAAGUCGUUACGACUAAAGGCAACAUUACAAGUCAGAUUCUAGUUUGGUGAUAAGC